Molecule: messenger RNA, 3820 nt
Organism: Porites evermanni
Lineage: Eukaryota; Metazoa; Cnidaria; Anthozoa; Scleractinia; Poritidae
Source: the annotation of a GenBank genome assembly
ACAGGAAACAGCUGGUUAAACAGAAAGAACUUUGUGAAACAUCCAAACAAGUUCUAUCCGCUGGAAAUAGAUUACGGCCAAGACGAAGAGGAGUUGAAGACCACAAUUGCACCAGGCAGCAAAUCGCUUCUUUCCGCUCCCAUUCAAGAACUGAUCAAAAUGAUAUUUGAUGUAGAGUCCAUGAAGAAAACACUCGUGGAAUUUGAAGUGAGCCUCUUUCUUGUACAGUAUCUCUCGGUAACUUAUAUAGGGGAGAAAGUCUUAAAGUAACAGGCUUUUCAGAUAAAAGAUGUUUUCUCUUUUUUUUGUUAGAUCGACUUAAAGAAAAUGCCCUUAGGAAAGCUAACAAAACGGCAGAUAGAAAGUGCAUAUGCUGUACUUGGAGAAGCACAGAAGGUUAGCGAUUAACAGAAAUAAUUAAUCUGGUUUAAGCUUCAAUGUAUUUAGCACUUUAACACGUAAGUAUAAUAUCUGAAGACACUACUGGAUGCCGGACCGCGGGCCACUUCCGAGUUCCAAAAACCCUGACUUUCAAAAUAAGACCAAAUGCACAACCUUUCUUGUGAAAAUGAGCCUUAUUUGCGUGAGAAUGAAAAAUCAUUUCCAUAUCAAAAGCUGAGCACUUAACCUCGUUUUGAUACAGAUGCCCGGGGAAACUCGGAAAUGGCCAAUUCUACGUGAUCAUCCGAGCUUGACGAUAGCCUAACUGUUUGCAGGGCAAAGGUAGCACCUUCGUUCUUAGUUGUUUGAAACUUAGUGUUGGUCUGGCUCCGAGAAUCGAACCCUUGACCGCCCGCUUAGCCGACUACGCUCCGCUCUACGGACUAAGGUUAACCGGACGCGGUUAGCCGUUAGCCGUUAACCUUUAGCCGAAACUUUAAGGUCGACAAUGCUUGAGAAUCUCCUCUGUUCUUCCAAUGGUUUGGCAGGGUAAUAAACGUGAACUUCUACUGAAACAUUCAGAAUAAAGUGGCAGGUACGCUCUUUUUAGAAAUACAUUUGUCCACUGUCUAGUGCAAAUGUAAUCUGACAAGGAAAGGCUCCGUGAACGAAGCGGAUCGUGAGAUAUUGGGGUAAAAUUAGACUUGCCACAAGUCGACCUCGCGACUUUCACAGCUGUUAAGAUGUAAAGCGAGCGAGGAGAACUUUUUGGGCCGCAUAGCGGCCUAGCGAGCUCAGCACAAAGUCGCGAGUUUCACAGCAGAAAAGUAGUGGGCCAUGUUAAAUAGGAAGAGUGGCUCUUAUGAAAUGUGAAAUGAUUGUAUACAUGUAAUGUUUCGUUUUGUUGUAUUUAUUAGUAGAAGUAUUUUCCUUUUCCUCUUUUCAUGUUUCGCAAAGUUUUUCUUUCUUGUAGUUUUAUUAAUUAACCUGUACAACGUUAACCGAUAUUUUCCAAGCAAAUGAGGCCCUGUCCACACGCAUCAGCUACAAUGGAGGACAAAAAUCCUUGGGACGGUUAUUGAAAACCUUCCUUCCAUAUCCUUAAAUAUCAAAUAUGCUGAUUUAGCGUCAUAUGCACUUCUGUAACAAUUUGGAUCCCGCGAAUGGCCCUCCCCUUCCCUCCCCAUUCCUAACAAUGUUGGGAUAAACAAACACUUGUAGUAUCCUGACUUUUUAAUAUCCUGAUUUGUAUGGACGGAGCCAAAACGUUGUAUCCAAAUGAAACUCUUUCUAACUUUUUUUGCUUGUUCUAUUGCAGCUCAUUUCAGAUGGUGGAAGCUCUAAUUCCAUUCUUGAUGCGUCCAACAGAUUUUACACACUUAUCCCACACGACUUUGGAAUGAAAAAGCCUCCAAUGUUGGACAACUUGGAGCUGAUUCAGGUGAUCCACACGUCUAGAAUUAAGAAGUGGGAUGAAUUAGUGGGAUUCCGGAUUUCUUGAGCUGUAUUUCGGAUUCCACUGCAAAAUUUUUCUCCAUUCCGGAUUCCGGGUUCCCUUACAUGGGUACAAUUCGUAACACGACUACAUUACAAUAGACCUUUUUCACAAAAACUGCCAUCUUUGCACGCGCUAAAGGACUGAUGGGAAAAAAGCAUUGUCACGUGGUUUCUCAGGGGCCAAACAAAUGAUAAAAGCUGGCAAUGCAAGAAAUCGCGGUUGAGUUUGUUCACUCUAGACAACAGAAAAUAAAGAACUUUUGAUAAUAAAGACGAUAAUGGCAAAUUAUGGGUAGAAGUAAACAUCGUUACUUCUGUGGAUGCUAUGGCGACCGGUCUAGCGACCGUAGAUGUCCUCACAGCAAACAAUAAUGACGUAAAUCUUGUCGAAACUCGAAAUGUAUUUUUUGCUAGACUAUUAAAUCAUCGUCUUGUUUUGAUAGCAUAAACAAACCCAACCGCGAUUUCUUGCAUUGGCAGCUUUAAUCAUUUGUUUGCCCUCUGAGAAACCACGUGACAUUGCUUUAUGCCCAUAAGGGCUGAGUUGCUCAAAGCAUGGUUAGCUUUAACCCUUGGUUAAGCAGUAUCAAAACCAAUACGUUGUCAAGGUAUUAAACGCUGGUUAACGCUAACCAUGCUUCGAGCAACUGGGCCCAGUUUUUUAGCGCGUGCAAAGAUGCGGAUGUCGUGAAUAAGGUCUAUUACAUGUCAUCACCGGUAUCCGACAUAUGUUUUCGACAGAGUAGCAACGAAAGUGCUUAUCUAAUUGCAUUCGAACAACUGUAGUAUCUGUCUUCUAGCAUCCGUAUGGAGCGUUUUAACUCACGUGACCAGCAUCUAUGCAAAUUUAUUGCAACAAAAGAAAGCCUUUACAUUAGAAAAGAGUUUAACUCCCUCAGGACUGGUUUGGAACACCAACAUGGCCGCCGUGACGUCAUGUGAAAACGCUCUAUUUGCUUUGUUCUUUACCAGACCGUAUUUACUUUCGAAUCUGUAUAAAUAAAGUGAUUAUUUUCGCAUAAAAACGUUAUAGUAAAGUUUGAACGAAAUCUUUACACAGCGGUCACCCUGUAUUUAACGGUCACCUGUCCAUUUCCCUAGGGUAACCGUUAGUAUACAGGUUUGAUUGUAACUCUUGUUUUAAAAUUUCGUUUAAGGCUAAAGUUGGUAUGUUGGACAACUUGCUCGAUAUCGAAGUAGCGUACAGCUUGUUGAAGAGCGGAGAGGAAGAUCUGGCUAAGGAUCCUUUGGACGUUAAUUACGAAAAACUAAAUACUGAUUUGGAGGUAAAUAAAUAAUGGUUUUUGUUUUUCAUUCGAAAGUGAUUUUUUUCCCAGAUUCUGAUGUUUGUUUUUAUUAAUUUAAGGUUCUUUGCAAAGACUCCAAGGAAUUUUCAAUGAUCGAGCAGUACGUGAAAAACACACACGCUGAAACGCAUACUCAGUACGAGCUGGAAGUGCUAGAGGUAAGCGAGGUUGAUUUCAAUCCCUUGUUUCUUUUACAGUGGAGAGUUACAGUUACUUUCAUUCAAGCGUCUAUAAUUUAUUUUUGGCUGGGAUUUAGCUGCUGUCAGUAUGAUCAGGGUGUACUGUCAACGAAACUGUCCGCAAGAGGGAAUUUGUGUUACCGAAAAUACCUCCUUACAUUUGAAGAGCAUUUAUGUAACCCCGCCUAUGACAGACUCAAGUCCAAAAAUCUCGAUACUCCUAUACGAAUGUACCUUGUCUAAAUUGAGGAAUACAAGCCCGUUGUCUUUCUUUCUCGCGUCCAGGUUUUCAAGGUGAACCGUCACGGAGAAGGCGAUCGAUUUCAGCCAUUCAGAGAGCUUCACAAUCGCCGCUUGUUAUGGCAUGGAUCCCGCACUACAAACUACGCUGGCAUCUUGUCUCAAGGGCUCAGGAUCGCGCCGCCGGAAGCCCCAGUGGUAAGCAGUGUUACAGUG